Messenger RNA from Hypomesus transpacificus, 2533 nucleotides. RefSeq names its product glutamate decarboxylase 1b (gene gad1b). The coding region runs from base 635 to 2383 and encodes 582 amino acids. Gene Ontology annotation, cellular component: presynaptic active zone; cytoplasm. The record is from RefSeq and is a predicted model, not a curated record. The transcript is spliced from 17 exons. Gene Ontology annotation, molecular function: pyridoxal phosphate binding; glutamate decarboxylase activity. NCBI's taxonomy places the organism in Eukaryota, Metazoa, Chordata, Actinopteri, Osmeriformes, Osmeridae. Gene Ontology annotation, biological process: GABA biosynthetic process.
CAUAUACAUGAAGCUGUCGCGUAAGGGAACAAAUUGAAGUUUGGGUGAGACUUUGAAAACGUGCUACUUACCUUAUUUCAUAAGAUCAGUUGAAUCCUGAUCCUGCCAUUCCAAAUAGUCAAUGUUAAGCUAAUUCGAUAAGUAGCCUACACCUGUAGAAUCGUUGAGUCAUCGUAUAAACAGUAAGCGGGACCCGUAUAUUGUUGAAUUUUGACAGUUUUUCUCUCUUUUUUUUGGUGCUAAAUAUAUCGGACCCUGACUGUCACGAGCAGUACGCUUCAUUUCGCGUCAUAGAGAGGUAAUGCUGCGACUCACGCUUAUUUGCACGCAUAGCGGAUAACAGGACCAUUGGAGCGCUCAAAUAAAAAAAAUAAAACACUCUUGAAGGAAAAAAAAGGUCACUCGCGCGUCGGUGGAUGGAAUUUUACGCGCUCUAUUGGUAUUCCUCUGUCGUUGCUCUGGACUGUUUCGCGUCGAGCGUUGGUGGAUGCAGAACUGAAGUCUAAUAUUUGGUACAUGCUACAGUUACCUUACUCUGGACACAACAACCUGUGCACCCUAACGUAACCGGAUAGAUAUUUCCCGUUAAGGAUCAGAUAGCAGUCCCGGAGCGCGCGGGAAUAAAAGAAGACUAAUGGCCACGUCCGAACCGACAGCCACCGGCGGGGACCAAGACCCCAACUCAGCCAAUUUACGACCUCCAUCUACAACCUAUGACGCGUGGAUGCACGGAUGUACUCGGAAACUGGGGAUGAAGAUAUGUGGAUUCCUACAGAAGAACAACAGCCUUGAGGAAAAGGGGAGGCUUGCAGGCCAGAAGAACCUUCUUUCCUGUGACAACAGUGACCGGGAUGCGCGCUUUCGCCGCACAGAAACCGACUUUUCCAAUCUGUUCGCGAGAGAUUUACUGCCAGCCAAAAAUGGAGAGGAGCCCACCAUGCAGUUCAUGUUGGAAGUGGUCGACAUUCUCACCAACUACGUCCGGAAGACGUUUGACCGCUCCACCAAGGUCCUGGAUUUUCACCACCCGCACCAGCUCCUCGAGGGCAUGGAAGGCUUUAACCUUGAGCUCUCUGACCAGCCAGAGUCGCUCGAGCAAAUUCUCGUUGACUGCCGGGACACUCUUAAGUAUGGCGUGCGAACAGGCCACCCACGGUUCUUUAACCAGUUGUCCACAGGGCUUGACAUCAUUGGUCUGGCUGGAGAAUGGCUAACCUCUACUGCUAACACCAACAUGUUCACCUAUGAGAUUGCUCCAGUGUUUGUACUGAUGGAGCAGUUGACUCUCAAGAAGAUGAUAGAGAUGGUUGGCUGGCCCUCAGGGGAGGGGGACGGCAUAUUCUCACCAGGGGGUGCUAUCUCCAACAUGUACAGUGUGAUGAUCGCUCGCUACAAGUACUAUCCAGAGGUGAAGACUAAGGGCAUGUCUGUGGCUCCCCGCCUGGUGCUCUUCACGUCAGAACAUAGCCAUUACUCUAUCAAGAAGGCAGGAGCAGCUCUUGGCUUUGGUUCUGAGAACGUCAUCUUAUUGAGCACGGAUGAAAGGGGAAGGGUCAUCCCAGCAGAUCUAGAGGCUAAGAUCCUUGAUGCCAAGCAGAAGGGCUAUGUUCCACUGUUUGUGAACGCGACAGCCGGCUCUACUGUAUAUGGCGCGUUUGACCCCAUCAUCGAGAUUGCUGACAUCUGUCAGAAGUACAACUUGUGGCUCCAUGUUGAUGGGGCAUGGGGAGGUGGGCUGUUGAUGUCCAGGAAACAUCGGCAUAAGCUUAGCGGUGUAGAGAGGGCAAACUCUGUCACCUGGAACCCUCACAAGAUGAUGGGUGUCCCCCUACAGUGUUCAGCCAUCUUAGUCAGAGAGAAGGGCAUUCUGGAGGGCUGUAACUCCAUGUGUGCAGGCUACCUCUUCCAGCCAGACAAACAGUAUGAUGUCACCUAUGACACAGGGGACAAGGCCAUUCAAUGCGGCCGCCACGUCGACAUCUUCAAGUUCUGGCUCAUGUGGAAGGCCAAGGGCACAAUAGGGUUUGAGCAGCACAUUGACAGGUGCUUGGAGCUGUCUGAGUACCUUUACAACAAGAUCAAGAACAGGGAGGGAUACGAGAUGGUGUUUGAAGGAGUGCCCCAGCACACAAAUGUGUGCUUCUGGUACAUUCCACCCAGCCUGCGAGGCAUGCCCCCCAGUGAGGAGCGACGAGAGAAACUCCACAGGGUGGCGCCCAAGAUCAAGUCGAUGAUGAUGGAGUCUGGGACAACCAUGGUGGGCUACCAGCCUCAGGGAAAGAAGGUCAACUUCUUCCGUAUGGUCGUCUCCAACCCUGCCGCCACCCAAUCAGACAUCGACUUCCUUAUCGACGAGAUUGAGAGGCUAGGGAACGACUUGUAGACAGAAGCCAAAUCACUGCAGCCCUAGUGGCUGAAGGUCAUUCCCUGGCUAUUUCCAAGGCCUUCUCCAGAGGUGUCAAAUGUUCACUGUGCUACAAACUGAACCGUGCAUACCUGAUAAAACUAAUAAUAGAUUAGCACAUUCUAAGCC